AUCAUGUACACUUUCCAGAGGAUAUCAGUGCCAACACAGAAAUUCAAAUACAGAUGAAAGGAGACUCAAUAGCCAAUGUUCACUUGGGCUUCCUCCAACACAGACACAAGUAUGAGAUACAAUUAAACAUUCCGAUUUUUCCUGCAUCUACAUCACUGACACCUAUAAUCAACACACCUUUCAUAGCAGUAGGCAAUGUUAAUAGUCCAGGAGAUGGGAAAGCUCAUGAGGUCACAUUGGAGCUUGAUGCACACAAAGAAGGUCUUCUUAGAGACAAAUUUGUGCUAAAAAAUGAAGCUGGAGAAGAAUUUGUUAUUGUAAUUCAUGCCCGGGUUCUCGGAUCUCAUAAAGGGACACCAAUGCUGAAGGAAGGUAUACGCUGUAUAUACCAUGAAAAAGAUGAGGAGGAGGAUCACAGUGAUUGGCAAGGCUUUGAUUGACAAGAACUGCCUACUUAGAAGAACUUCAGUUGGAUUUUUGAUUUAGUCCUGUGACCGAGAGCAUCAUUUACACCUUCCUUAACUUUCAAAAACUACUGUAUCAUUAUUUGAGACUCAGCAUCAGUUGAAAGAUUACAAGAAUGUUCUUAGAAUGCAGCAACUUCAAAUUGCACUGAUACCAUAUGUACUUCAAAGGUACAAAAACUCCAACCUCUUUAUAAGCAGUCUAUUAAGAGAACUAUUAAUUAUGUACAGUUGGACUCUGCUAACUUGAAAUUCCAAGGGAAACUAAAAAUUAUUCAAAUUAGCAAGGGUUUGAGUUAUCAAGAUUGCUGUUGAAUUUCAAUUAUCCUUUAAAUGGUUAAAAAGGAAUCACGUUUGUACCAUUCAUGCACAAUCAAUGGUCACUUUCAUACAAUAGGUUUGUUUUACUUAAGGCAUUUGAUAAGAAAGUUUAGUUGGGGAAGUGUAGCUGAAUGUAUUACAUUUUCAUAGAAUUAUUCUGUUUGUUUCAUUCGAAGUAAAAAUUCAAGUUAUCAGGGUAAAUUUGAACCAAAGGAAAGUAAUAUUAGUUUGACUUAACAAAGUUCGAGUGUAGCUGAUUGUAAAUAUCUUGCAAAAUGGGGUCAAAUCCAAGGGAAAUCAAAUCUUGGUCAGUUAUGGUGUGGUUCAAGUUUACUGGGCUUGAGUUAGCAGGGUUCUACUAUAAGUACUGGUAGCUAAUGUUAAAGAAAUAUUAAAAAAAAUUGUAGUUUGUAAUUUUAAUUUUAAGUUAUGUAAUAUAUUUUAAAUCAAGAAGUCCUUUUUUGAUGAUUUUUGACAGUUAUAGAGUAGAGAAGCAAUUCAGCUUAUAAAAGUUUUUUAACUGUAAAUAAAACAUAUUAAAUUUAUGCAUUUCUUGUGUGAAAAUUCAUCAUAUGCAUACACAUGAAAGCAUUUUUAGUAGUAGGUAUUUUAGUACGUAACUGCCUUUUUGUGCUUAAAGAGGUCUUACUGCAGCUAUUUUUGUCAUAGAUGUGGUUUUAAAACCUCUAGAAGUUAGCUUAAAUAUCAAACAAAGUGGUCGUACUAUGUGACAAUAAAAACUCACAUCAAACUUUA
Stylophora pistillata is the source of this 1541-nucleotide messenger RNA. Its product is annotated as adipose-secreted signaling protein. Lineage: Eukaryota; Metazoa; Cnidaria; Anthozoa; Scleractinia; Pocilloporidae. The record is from RefSeq and is a predicted model, not a curated record.